This is a messenger RNA of Exophiala oligosperma, 3481 nucleotides long. RefSeq lists its product as uncharacterized. The record is from RefSeq and is a predicted model, not a curated record. The transcript has a single exon. Lineage: Eukaryota; Fungi; Ascomycota; Eurotiomycetes; Chaetothyriales; Herpotrichiellaceae. The coding region runs from base 139 to 3390 and encodes 1083 amino acids.
UAGUUUGCCAACUCGAUCAUCACCACGCCGCCCUGUGAAGUUUCGGAAAUGUGGUAUUCUACUGGACUAUUCUCCCGUUGACAUUUGGGCUCUUGGGCUCGUUGAGCCUUAUCCAAAUGUGUGAAUGAUGUUACCACCAUGAUCUCUCCGACCCCAAUUGUUCCCUCGAAGAACGCCUUGCGAGCUCUCCGCCGACUGGCUUUAUCACCUCCUGCGGUUGUAGUCGUUGGAGCCGUGGGCAGUCUCUGUGGUGCUGCAGUAGUGCACUGUGAGAUUCGACGUCAACUCAUUCUAGCCGAGCGCAUCAUCGAAACGAAGAAGGUCUUACGGUCCUUGACGAAUGGGUCCCCCGCCGACCGUCUGAAAGAAAUGUUUGAAGCAGCAGAAAGAGGCGAAGAUGUCACAUCUCCAGAAUGGCGCGCAAAGAGGAGGCGGAGAGAGAUUGGACGUAGAUCGUUUUCUACCAUCAGCAGGACCACUACAUUCUGCGGGAAUGAUGACGGUGGAGGAAAGGAAGAUUCCAUACCUCGAGAGGAAGACCACAAAAUUUCUUGCACACAGAAACGAAUAGUACCACGAUAUCACCCUGUCCCACGGAUCAAGGAAUCCAUCUCAAAUCCUAAGACACAUUUCACCACGUCUGGCUCGAGGAUCCAUCGUGGGAAGCAUGUCUGGCAAUCAAGAGAUAAACGCGAGCCAUCCUUCGCAGAGUUCCGAUUUUCCUCGCAAAGCACGAAUAUCGGAUCACUUUCGAACCGCAGGCUUCCUGCACAUCACCACUAUAACACGAGCAGACAGAAGCAGACGAACGACGCUUACAUUCCACAUGGGUCAUCUGACCAGAAUUUCACGGAUCGAUCCAUCCAGGGACGUGCGAUGCGAACGACGUUGAUGGAAGAAGAUCCUGUGAUCUUAUCCGAAAGAGCUCACGACGACGAGUCUACGAUGCCAUUGCUGGACGCAGGACUCAAAACUCGCACUUCAUUAGCCGAAGACAACAUUGUGACCAGUCUUCCAUUCAGGCCCCUCUCCACCUCGCCUCAUCAGUCCAGCACUAAAGCAGGAGGACGCUCGAUUUUCAGGGAACUCCUUGUUGCCCCCGAGCCUACUUCAUCUAAUCAGUCAUAUAAACAGUCAACUAGCAAAGACUUAAAAGACUAUGCCAGAAAGGACCUUCCAUGGCCCAACAGCCGUCCCUCGUGGUCUUCUUGGAUGAUGAACAAGUCGACUACGGAACAAACGCACACAGCUCUGGAUAACGAAUUCUGCUCUUACCGUAGAAAUGCGCAGCAAUACGGUCCCCAUUGGCCAAAGCGAAGUCGCGUGUUUGAAUCACCGAGGCUAGAGACAGGCAUUGAUGAACUGGAAUUCAUUCCGUAUUCCAUUCGCAGUCACUUUACCAAAAAUGUCAACCCGAGAAUAUAUCUCGAACUACAGAAUUUCAUACGCCCUAAAAAGCUCACUUUGACGUACGAAGAAAGACUACGUCGAUGGUCUGCUGCUAUGAGAUAUUACACCCAACACAAUGCUCCGAACUGGGCCAUGGCUGAAGCUAUCUUCUACAGCUGGAGGUUUUCGUUUCGACCUGACGACCUGAUCUGUGCACCUGUGAUGAAGCUCAUAAGCUAUCUGCUUGCCACUGCCCCGACUUCCGAAAGGCUUCAAGAGAUAUUUUUCCCCAGCUCUGUUCCUGGGAGGCACAAAGAUCAUCUUUAUUCCCUUGCCCCUCGAUACCUGGCAAUCUUCUGCGAGGAUCACGACGAGAAAUCUUGUGUGGCUGAGCUCGCAAAGAUACAUAGACUUGCUCAACGAAGCAAACUGUCACACAAAGACCAGGCAUUCGUACCAGUCCUGCGAAAGGCGCUUCGGAAGCAAGAUCCUGGGCAGAGAGACGACCUCAUAGAUGCUGUCAUUGCGGUCUAUGGAGAAAAUGUAAGGCCAUACAUCUUGAGCCAAUGUGCGCUGUUGUAUACAAGCAGCGGUGAUUGGAUCGACGUUGAAGAGAUGCUCAGUCAGAUACACACGACUGGCCACAGUAGAACAAGGGUGUACCAGUUCUCGUCACUUUUCAACGACAUACUCCGGCGAUACCUUGAAACGAAUAGUGCUUCACAAGGCUUUGAAUUUUUGAUCGGUGGAAUCAAAGACGCAGGUUUGGUUCCGCUCCACGGAAUAUCUACCACGAUCAUAUGUGCAUUGGUCAAAGAGAAGCGGUUUAGUCUGGUCGGCGAAUGGGUGCGGAUAGUCCGUGAAACCUUUCCUAGGUGCAAAUUGGGCUUUGAUAUGGACACAGAUGCCUGGAAACUUGGGCAAGCUUUGAGGACAACAGGUGCCACAUGUCAACAGGUUGCAGAAGUUUGCCGCGGAAUUUCUCUGGGGUGUCGUGACGAUCCAUUCUCUCCAGUCCUGAAGGAUUUUGUGAAAGAAAUCAUGAAACGCGAUGUCACCGAAAGGUUCCAAACACUGGCUGAGCAUCGUCCAUCGCUCGCUGCUCUCGACAAUUAUCUACAAUCGGUGCCAUUGAGUCAACUCAUCGAUGUUGCCUCCCGAAUCUGCACCUCACAGAGACUGUUGGUGGGUGAUGGCGAUGUUUUCGAUGGCUUGAUACAAGAUCUUGCUUCUCAGCUGAAUGGCAUCGAUGAAAUAAAGUCCAUUUUCGCAGGAGAUUUCAGCCUAGCUCAACUGAAGCCACCUGGUGCCUAUCAACCAGACAUGUCCUCAUCUGGGCCGCUUCUCUCGAAGGACUCCUGGAGUUCGUCGUCCACCCCGGAAACUCAGACGAUGGUCUCAGAAUUGGUCGAGAGGGCCGAGCUGAGUGACAUUGUUUACAUCCAGGAAAUAGUCGCUGAGCACUACGACCUGCAAAAGGACGACAACCAUCCUGUCAACCAUUUGUUGCUGGAACGGCUCCUUGUAAGGCUCUCCUCCAACAGACCAUGCGAUGCACUCGGACUUGUUGAGUCGGUUUACGCUCGCAAUUAUAUACAAUGUGUCUCUGGCAAAGGACUUGGCAACGACAUCUUUUUGAAAUGGUUGGAAUUGGUGGAGGAAGUCGGCGAUACAAGUUCGGCAUCGGAGGUUCUCUGGGCUAUACUUGACUCUAGCAGCCAACUUGAAUGGUCGUUUGACUUUACAACUCUGGUCGACAUUGUGGGAAGGAAAUUCAUGGGAUCCUGUCCACCCAAAGGGGAACCUCAAGAUGUGACCUAUUUGGUGGAUCGGAUUCAGCGACUAAAGGAAACUUUGCAGGACUCAAAACCUGUCCAUGACGACUUUAGGUUUCCUCCAUGGCGUGAAUGGGAAGAGAAUUUCAGAGACAAUUUCAGUCUCACGAAGAGAGUGAGUUCGGAGAUGGACAAGGAGGAAAUGUUGGAAGAGCAGUUGUCAUGAGUGACACGUAUAUCUAUAUGUCUUCAAGAUUCUGUAGAUGACGACAAUAAUGAAUCAAGCUUGGAUAUAUAAUCUGAGAUUGAGAUGGACA